AUGAAAGAGGAAAUGAGCCUGUUGAAACACCCGCAAGAAGGUGGAGAUGUCAACCGUCAUGAGCCCACGGAAAAUUUUCAUUUAAUGCACGAUGAUCACAGUGUACAAGAUAUGGAACACCGUCAGCAAUCCAGACAUCAUGGGGAGUUUUUACCAAUGCAAGUGCAUCUGAUGGUUCAAUUUAAUGACGGCACCACACGUGAGUGGGGACCCAUCGCAUUCAUGAAUGAAGUUGUGCAAACGCUGCGUGCGGUGAUGAUGGGGUCAUUGGGUGGCAACCGACAAAACAACGGCUCCAUCCGUCUUUUUGACCAAGACAGUGUGGCUGUCAGUGUGGACGCCGAUCUUCACGAUGUAACUGCGCAGAAGGUACCAAAAAUGCACCCGCCCGUAUCGUUUUUUUGGAUUGACAUUACGGGCUCACCCGAGCCGAAGGAUCUCAACGUCCUCUUUGGCCUUUUAAAGGUGAAUGCUCGCACACAGCGGAAGUGGGGAGUCGAGGCGACGGGAGGACCGGCGGGGGACUCACUCAACUGCACGAAUGGAAGCGUCUUUGAAGAUGACUCCGAUCCCUUUUGGGGGUCAAAUGAAGAGAGGGGCGGGAGAGAGCCGGAUGAAAUGCAUGUAUUUGUUGAGGAACAGUAUGUACAGCUUCAACUUGCCGUCAUCCGUGCUAGCAGUCCACCCUGUGCGCAUGAUGCAACGCAGUCAACAUACGCGGCCUCCAGGAAAGAACACGCCACGCACCAGCCGGACCGUUUGCAUGCCAACCUUUUUGAUGUGGACGUGGAAGAAGACCUUGGCCGGGUGGAGCUGCUCUGCUUCUCGGACGGCAUCGUCACAUGGCGCCCGGUGCCAGAGGUGGAAGGGUGGGGGUACAUUGCCCAAGCCGUGGAGCGCCGCCUUGCCGACCCCUCUUCCACAAAAAGAGUACUCACAACCUCGAAGCUGCUCCACAUAAUUCUUGAUGAACUCUGCGAAGCCUUCCUUCCAGACCCCACGUUGGUCCUCAACGAGGCGGAUGCUAUUGACUCCAUGCUGCCGUUCGUGCGCCAACGGGAGUCGGAGCAGGUGGAUGUGUUGCGUCGGUCUCUUCGUCUACGGCGACGACUCGCCGUGCAUCGUCGACUCCUUUUGAGUAAAGUCAACCUCCUGGAGCAGCUCGGGCGUCCCGUCAUGCGCACGCUGCUUGCAUUCAUCACUGCGAAUUUGGGGAACACCGGGAAUGUCCUGCAGCGACCCAACGCUGUUGUCGCUUCCAAACCGCUCACAAAGGCGCCGAUGCACACUGAUGCGAAAAGUGUGGCAGUGACAAACCUACGCGGCCUCCCUCAUACCUCCAUCAUUCACCGCAUUUUGUACCUUCUUCGGCAGCUCGAUGGAGCCCAUACAAUUCUCAGUAACGCGACGAUUGUCUACACCUCAACAGUGGCGAUGCGAAACAACAACGUCAGUACGGAGGCCGACUACCGCAUGGUGGUACUCCACUACGUCACUUUAAUUAUUCUUCCGUUGACUAUUGUGGCCUCGCAGUGGGGAAUGAAUUGCUACGUUCCGUGGAAAGACCUCGACUCCACAACGCCAUUCUGGACAAUAACAGGCCUCUCCGUCUUGUACGCUGCUGCGCUCCUUUCAUAUCCCUUAUAUUAUUACUUUACCGGAAGGCCAGAGAAGCUUGUCUAA
This is a messenger RNA of Trypanosoma cruzi, 1683 nucleotides long. RefSeq lists its product as uncharacterized. Gene Ontology annotation, molecular function: metal ion transmembrane transporter activity. The coding region runs from base 1 to 1683 and encodes 560 amino acids. The transcript has a single exon. NCBI's taxonomy places the organism in Eukaryota, Euglenozoa, Kinetoplastea, Trypanosomatida, Trypanosomatidae. Gene Ontology annotation, biological process: metal ion transport; transmembrane transport. The record is from RefSeq and is a predicted model, not a curated record. Gene Ontology annotation, cellular component: membrane.